Molecule: messenger RNA, 3572 nt
Organism: Amborella trichopoda
Lineage: Eukaryota; Viridiplantae; Streptophyta; Magnoliopsida; Amborellales; Amborellaceae
Product: pentatricopeptide repeat-containing protein At5g40410, mitochondrial-like
Biological process (GO): RNA modification
Molecular function (GO): zinc ion binding; RNA binding; protein binding
Source: RefSeq, a predicted model, not a curated record
CUUUUCCUGCUCUCUCUUUUCCUGAUUUGUUCCAUGAGUAUGCUCUCUCUUUUCCUGAUUUGUUCCAUGAGUAUGUAUACUAUGCUUCCUCAUUUAGCAUAUUUUACUUCUACUCCUUAUGUCAAAAGAUUUAUUUGAGAAGAUUUUUUCAAUUUGAAAAUUUGGGAACCACUUAUAAACUACUAGAUGAUAAUUUUCAAAAAAACCCUUAGAUAUCACCACUUAAAAAUUGGAUGGUCUCUAUUCAAUCAAUCUCAAGACUUUAUUUUUUCAUGUACAUCAAUGGGACAACUAGGAACUUGUUUUUAUCGAGGUUAAUCUAGAAGAGAAUACAAUCUCAAAUUUUGUGUCCUAAAGUUAAUAUUAGGUGAUGUUUUAACGAAGGGAGUAAGUGGACAUUAUACUCCCACUGGAGUAGAAUAUCUUGAUUUACAAUCCCCCUCUCUCUCUCUGGUCCCUGCUUUUUCUACUACAGAUUUCCUCUCUGUAAAAUUGCAGGCUACCUCUUUUAACCUCGACUUCCCCUCAUAUGUUUCCAACUGUAGAUGAGAUGGGCCAAGAGAGUUUACGCCAAACUUCCCCCAUUAACCCCAUCUCUUCCUCUCUUUUCCAUUCACUCUUGCCCCACCAUUGCUGCAAAAGAUCCCAAAUGGAAACUGCAAAACCUCUCCCAAUGCAAGAAACUGCAUGCCCAAAUGCUUGUCUCUGGUUCUCUAUUCUCAGAUCAGGAAACCAACCUCAUCAAACUCUUUACCAUGUAUUUGUCAAGGGCCCAAUGUCCAAGCGUCCACGAAUUGAUCGAUCAAUUUCCUCAAAGAACGACCUCCUUUUACAACCACGUUCUCAGGGAGCUACACAAUUUUGGCUUGUUCUUGGAUGCUCUCUGGAUUUACAAGAAAAUGAAUUCCUUUGGCAUAAAACCGGAUUGCGAAAGCUUUCCUUAUGUGUUGAAGUCAUGUGAUUCUAAGGUUUUUGAUGUUCGGCAAAUCCAAACCGAAGUGAUAAAAUUUGGGUUUGAUUCGAACCCAUUUGUGGGUGAAUGCUUGGUGUCAGCUUAUGCAAAAUGCUUUCUAAUCAGAGAAGCACAGAGCGUGUUCAAUUCAAUUCCUCAAAGAGGUGUUACGGCUUGGAAUUCAUUGGUUGUUGGGUACUUUCAAUGUGGUGACUAUGAGAAAGGACUGGACCUCUUUAGGUGCUUGAGGCAGCAAGUGAAGGCUGGUAGGGUUACAGUGGCUAAGGCACUUGGUGCCUGUGCUUCUUUGAGAGCUCUAGAUGAAGGUAAAGAUAUCCAUGAGUUUAUAUUGAAAACACAAUUUGAAACUGAUGCUUUUGUAGAGACUGCCCUGAUAGACAUGUACGCAAAAUGUGGUUGUGUUUCGAUGGCAAUUGGCUUGUUUGAAACCAUGCCGAAAAAGGACUUGGUUACUUGGAAUGCACUCAUAACUGGUCUUGUAAGGAGUGGCAAUGGUGUUGAUGGCCUGGUUCUGUUCCAUCAGAUGAGACUAACCACACAUUUGAAACCCAACGAGGCCACGCUAGUGAACUUGACUCUGGUCUGUGCUGAAUUAGGGGCUCUUGACGUAGGGAAGAACCUUCAUAGUUAUGCUUUGAAAGCUGGCUUUUGUUCUCAUGUGAAUGUGGGCAACUCUUUCAUGGCCAUGUAUGGCAAAUGCCAUCAUGUAGAUGAUGCAUGGCUGUUGUUCCGAACCAUGCAUGACCGAAGUUUGGUGUCAUGGAACACCAUCAUAUCUAUCCACACACAAAACAAGCGAGCUUAUUGUGCACUCAAACUCUUUGUUAUGCUGAGAGAGAGUGAGACACGACCUGAUUGCACCACCCUCAUGUCGGUUCUCCAAGCUUGCUCUCUUUUUGCAGCCUUAAAGCAAUCCCACGCUGUGCAUGGUUAUGUGAUAAGAGGGGGUUUCAGCUCAGAUGUUCGUGUGGGUACUGCACUUGUAGACGCAUAUACAAAAUGUGGGUAUUUAUGCCUAUCUCGCCAAGCUUUCGAUGAGAUUGUCGUUGCCGAUGCCGAUGCCAUAGCUUGGUCUGCGAUGCUUGCAGGCUAUGCCAUGCAUGGGCGAGGGCAUGAAGCCCUUGAGUUUUUCACCCUUAUGGAGAGCAUAGGUGUGACCCCUGAUCAUGUUAGCUUCACCCAUGUGCUCAGUGCGUGUAGCCAUGCAGGGCUAGUGAGAGAGGGAAAGCAAUACUUUGCACGAAUGACCAAUGAUUAUGCAAUCUCCCCUCAAAUGGACCAUUAUUCAUGCAUUGUUGACCUUCUGGGGCGCUCAGGGCUCCUCAAUGAGGCUUAUGAACUGAUCGAGGCCAUGCCUAUUGCCCCAAACGCAGGGGUAUGGGGAGCACUACUUGGGGCUUGUAGGAUACACCACGAUAUCAACCUAGCAAAAAUAGCGGCCGAGCAGUUGUUUCUGUUGGACCCAAUAGACCCUGGACCUUAUGUAAUCUUGUCAAACAUAUAUUCUGCGGCUGGUAGGUGGAAUGAAGUCUCGAGAGUUAGGGCAUUGAUGAGGGAGAGAGGCCUAAAGAAAGAUCCAGGGUGUAGUUUUUUCGAGUUGAAUGGUAAGGUCCAUUCAUUUGUGGUUGGAGAUAGGUCACAUCCUGAGUCAGAGAAAAUAUAUGCUAGGCUUAAAACUCUUGUCGAGAAGUCACGAGAAGUUGGCUACGUUCCCAUGACAGAAUUUGUGCUCCAUGAUGUGGAAGAGGAAAUGAAAGAAGAGUUGCUGUGGUGCCAUAGUGAGAAGCUUGCCAUUGCCUUCGGGCUUCUGACCACAAGCAAAGGAACACCCAUUGUGAUAACAAAGAACCUGAGGAUCUGUGGUGAUUGUCACAAUGCUGCAAAGGUUAUAUCUUCUUUGGAGAAACGUGAUAUUACCAUUAGAGAUUCUAAACGGUUCCACCAUUUUAAUCAGGGUUCAUGCUCCUGUGGAGAUUAUUGGUAAUCUUUAUAUAAAUUGAAGAGAAGGAAAUGGGGACCAGCAAUAUGGGCAAGAGAAGGAACUGGAAAUGAAGAGAAGGUUACCACAAUACGGCUUGCAGAGCUUGCAGUCCACUUCACAUAGUCGGGGGCAGCCGACGGGGCAGGCAAGAGGGACCCCAUAGCAGCGGCCAUAGUAAGGGUCCUUGCAACUCGCCUUCCAUGCAAGGGCUUGAGAGAGAAGAAAGGCAUAGAAGGUGAAGACCAGGAGAACCCUUGGAGAACCCAUACUUCCUCUUCCUCUUCUUCUACAGAAACAAUCAAACAAUAUUGAAGUUUUCAUUUGAUGAGGGAAGAAAAAAUGAGACAGAAAUUCAGAUUGCCAUUAUUACAAGGCAGUUCUUUCUUCUGAGCAUGGGUUAGUAGAGGAGAUGCACUUCUGAUGCAACAAUUAUCUGCUGGCUGUCACUGAUUUUUUUAAGGUGUUUGGUGGGUGAGAAUAAGAUUCCUUUGCAUUAGAGGACAAAGAUGUGCUUUGAAGAACCGGUAGUGAACCCAUAAUGAAUUGAUCGCACCUUUGUAUGAAAUUCAUACUGGAGAAAACUACUUUAAUUACUUAUGUUUGAGAUGAAGUUAUUAA